AUGUUUUAACGAGAAUAAAGAAAUACUUCUAAUUCUGGAUACAAAAGUUCUUCAAAUGCAUAUGUAAUGGCAAUGAAAGCUCUUUAAGAAAAAAUAAAAGUAAUGGAAACUUAAAAGAUUGAUUUGUAACCUUCUAAUAAAUUGAAAGUUAAUGAUGAAGAAAUUUUGUCUUAGUAAAUACAAGAAUUGAGAAAUUAAAAUGAAACAUUAUCUAUGUAACUAUAAAGACAAUAAAAUGAUAAAGAAAAUAUUAAUAAUUAUAUUUUAUAAAUUGAAGCUUUACAAGAGGAAAGAUAUACAUAAUUAAAAGAAUACUAAGAUCGAGUAGCAGAUCUAGUUAAAAAGAUAGAAGAUGGUAAGAAGGAGAGAUAAUAAAUGUAGAAUUAAAUUGAUCAAUUGUAAAAGCAAUUAGAACAGUAUAAAAUAAAUGAGAGAGGAUUAAUGUAGAAGGUGGAUUAACAAAAAUUAGAUGAUAAUUAAAAAUAAUAAGAAUAAGUAUUGGAUUUGAAACAUAGAUUGGAGUAAGGAUAAUCAUAUGUAAAAAAAUUAGAAAAGAGAUAUGAAAAGUUAUAAAAUGAGAAAAAUGAAUUAGAAUCAAAUUAUUUAGAUUAUAAAGAUCGAUGUCCAUUAUUUAAAUUAUAAGAAUAUGAAAAAUAAAUAUAAAUGUAUAGAGGUUAGUUGGAAGAAAAAGAAAGAGCAUUUUUGAAAAUGAUGGAAGAAAUAUCAAAUUAACGUUAAUAGACAGAGGAUUAAUUGACAAGAAGAAUUUAAGAAUUAUUAAAUAAGAGUAAUCAAUUUUAAUCUACAAUACAUAAAUUAACUAUAGAAUUAAAAGAUUUAAACUUAAAGCAUUAGUAAUUAUAAUUAAGAUUGGAAUAUGAAGAAAAAAAUAAUAAAUUUAAUAGAAAUAGAUUUAGAAAUGCAUCUUGUUCAGAAGAUCCAGAUCAAGAUAUGGCAACAAAUAAUUAAUAUUCAAAUUAGAUAAAUAAUCAAAAUAAGAAAAAUACAAAGUUAAAUUUUGAAUAUUUAUAACCUUAAAUAUCUAGUCCAAGAUUUGAAUAAAAUAUAGUAAAAUCAAAUGUUUUAAAAUAAGCAAUUAAAGAUUGUUUAGAAGAUAUGAAAUAGACAACACCUUUUAAACCUGAAAUGCAUUUCUAAGCAGAUUAGAGUUUAUUAUAAUAACAAUAACAUUCAAAAAAGAAAGUAUUAUCACCUCCUAUGUCUGCAAGAAAUAAUGAAACUGAAAUGUAGUUAAAAUAAUUGAACGAUCGCUAUGAAUAAUUAAUAAGGUAAGCUUAAAAAGAAUCUGAUUUUAAACAAAAAGCUGUAAUUCGAAAAGAAUUAUUGGAUAUUGCUGAAUAAAUAAAAGAUAUAAAUAGAAAACAAUGA
This is a messenger RNA of Paramecium sonneborni, 1389 nucleotides long. Lineage: Eukaryota; Ciliophora; Oligohymenophorea; Peniculida; Parameciidae. The record is from the annotation of a GenBank genome assembly.